Messenger RNA from Podospora anserina S mat+, 486 nucleotides. RefSeq lists its product as uncharacterized. The record is from RefSeq and is a predicted model, not a curated record. Gene Ontology annotation, molecular function: ornithine decarboxylase inhibitor activity. NCBI's taxonomy places the organism in Eukaryota, Fungi, Ascomycota, Sordariomycetes, Sordariales, Podosporaceae. The transcript has 2 exons. The coding region runs from base 1 to 486 and encodes 161 amino acids.
AUGUUUCUGGGUGAGAGAAGCGAGGCGAGGCAGGUCUCGGUCCUGAUGGGGGUGUUUAACAACAAUUCCAAUACUCGGAACCAGUAUGCUUCCCAGCUCACUCCGCCCGAAGACUGUCCCUUGAAUUCGUACACUAUGGGACCCGCAGGCGCUGGAGCGGGGAUUCCGGCCUGGAUGGAAAUAUGGGACUACGCCGGCGGGUGUUCGUUCAGAGCCUUCCUUGCCGAGAACGUCGCUGCUGGUGAGGAGGACGGGGUGGAAUCCAGAACCCUGUUUGUCUUUUUCGACCGCGAUGUGUUGGCCGAUGGUCCGCUUGGUUGCUCACACAUGGUGAUUGCCAUUGAGCGAUGCAUCCAAGAAGAAGACGCCAAACCUUUGACCAAGGGCCUGCAGUGGGCUGGCUUUUCCUUGACGACGUUGGACUUUUGGUCCUCGGGUUACGAUGUGAUUAGUAGCAAGUGGCUUUUCAUGGGCAUGGAGCUUUAA